AAUAAAGUGUAUGAAAAUCUUAUUCAGAUGGAGCAGUACAAAAACAGAAAUCUUUUGAGAAAACUGUAUAACAGUAUCUAAUCACUGAUGAUUAAAACGAUCAGUGGCAAAACAGGUCUACAACAAUCAGCAUAGAUGUCAAAAUGUCUAGCAGGUUUACAAAAAUCAGCAUGAUGUCAAAAUGUCCAGUAGGUCUACAACAAUCAGCAUGGAUGUCAAAAUGUCUAGCAGGUCUACAACAAUCAGCAUGGAUGUCAAAAUGUACAGUAGGUCUACAACAAUCAGCAUGGAUGUCAAAAUGUCCAGUAGGUCUACAACAAUCAGCAUGGAUGUCAAAAUGUCUAGUAGGUCUACAACAAUCAGCAUGGAUGUCAAAAAGUCCAGCAGGUCUACAAAAAUCAGCAUGGAUGUCAAAAUGUCCAGUAGGGGUACAACAAUCAGCAUGGAUGUCAAAAUGUCUAGCAGGUCUACAACAAUCAGCAUGGAUGUCAAAAUGUCUAGCAGGUCUACAACAAUCAGCAUGGAUGUCAAAAUGUCCAGUAGGGGUACAACAAUCAGCAUGGAUGUCAAAAUGUCCAGCAGGUCUACCAUGAUCAGCAUGGAUGUUGAAAUGUUCAGUGGGUCUACAUCAAUUCGCAAGGAUGUCAAAAUGUCCAGUAGGUCUACAACAAUCAGCAUGGAUGUCAAAAUGUCCAGCAGGUCUACCAUGAUCAGCAUGGAUGUUGAAAUGUUCAGUGGGUCUACAUCAAUUCGCAAGGAUGUCAAAAUGUCCAGCAGGUCUACCAUGAUCAGCAUGGAUGUUGAAAUGUUCAGUGGGUCUAUAUCAAUUUGCAGGAUGUCAAAAUGUCCUGUUCUAUACAGCGAUCAGAGAAAGUGUCAGAAUUUAUAACAUGUCAUGAUAAAGUCCAGGUCUAUACAGCAAUCAAUGAGGAUACAAUAUGUCAUAAUGUCCAGGUCUAUACAAGAAAGUUACAUUAGGUUGACAUCCUUCUGGGAAAUCAUGGUGGUUCACUUCGUUCCCACUAACACGAUCCAUAUAUUCAACUCGUACUCCAACACCAAGAGCAUUUGUUAUGGCUAUUAUGUGAAUAUGGU
This is a messenger RNA of Saccoglossus kowalevskii, 1095 nucleotides long. RefSeq lists its product as uncharacterized. Lineage: Eukaryota; Metazoa; Hemichordata; Enteropneusta; Harrimaniidae. The record is from RefSeq and is a predicted model, not a curated record.